Cephus cinctus (wheat stem sawfly) is the source of this 3806-nucleotide messenger RNA. RefSeq lists its product as uncharacterized. The record is from RefSeq and is a predicted model, not a curated record. Bases 578 to 2101 code for a protein of 507 amino acids. The transcript has 2 exons. NCBI's taxonomy places the organism in Eukaryota, Metazoa, Arthropoda, Insecta, Hymenoptera, Cephidae.
UUUUUUUAAGUGAAUUGAAGCUAUGAGUAGCGAACGGAUUCGAACUCGAGAACUGCGCACCGAAGCAACCUGUCAACGAAUGGACCUCCUUACAGUUCGAGGCUCAAUAAAUAAGAACGAGAAUCUGUUGACCCUGGUUGAAAAUAACUGAUAGAGCCACAUAGCGUCGCGAUGCGUGUUAUCUAAUGUUUUUCGGCCCGUUAAAGUGGUUCUUUAUAAUCCAAGUUACGAAGUCGCGACCCGGAGCCAGUGGAACGGUUUUCGUCCUUGUGCCACCACGUAUGCGCGUAGUUACUCUUCAAUUAAAAUGCCAUCCUGAAGGAGAGGGAGAAGAAAGAGUCAAGCGGAAGCCCGGGAAGCUCUGGAUGCUGGAAAAGUAAAGAUUGCGCAGCCGAUUCAUCGAUAUCCACUGUCGAAGGAGGCAAGUGCUCCUCGAAGAUGCCGAAGGAAUGAAGCUCUUCUUCUUUUGGGGUGCAAGCAGGAGGAAGUAUUGAGUAUCUCGAGAGGGCCCGAAAGCAUUGGGACGGAAGGUCCAUCCGAUAAACCUCGAAAAGGUUAAAAGUUUCAAGUUAAAAGAAUGGGUGCGACUCAAGUUGUUUUGGGAAGCGUGAUUCUCGGAUUGUUUUGGAGUAGCUUCGUCAAAGGUUUUUUAAUGGGCUCAACCAACAGGUGCGACGCACCGCCCUGCUACUGCAAUCACUACGGGUGGCUCACGUGCGAUUGCAGGAACGAAGGCGAGGAAUUGUUGCUGACAGCGGAAGGCGAGAGAAGAUUGAGCCCUCACACUAGCCGUAUUUUUGUGAGUAAUUGUUCGAGCGUCAUCCUGAGAGACUCGAGUUUGAGCUCGAUGACCGGCUUGCAGUCAGUCGAUUUCCUGAAUAUUGGAAAUUUGACUCUUGCUCGGCAGAGCUUCGAGAUAUCGUCCCGCAGUAGCCACGUCAAGAUAUCCCUGAAGAAUGCAAGUAUCGUGCUGCUGCCCAGUUUUGUCUUCAAUGGAGACGUGUCUGCGAUAAGCUUCGAGAACGUCCAGAUUGGUAAAAUUGGUGCGUUCGCGUUCGCCAAUCUCCACGGCACCGAGAUACUCAGAUUCGAAAAUUGCCAUGUCGAGAGCAUGCAGUCCCAGGCGUUCAAGAAGUUCGACGUGGAACACUUCCAUGCGAUUGGAGGAAGUUUCGGAGAAAACGUGCCGAGUCGCACGCUGAACGACAUCGAGGUUCACCAGGAGUUUAUCCUCGACGGCGUGGACAUGGGCACGGUCAGAAGCGCGGCCUUCAUCCUGAAGGGGCCGAGAACCGUUACGAUUCAGAAUUGCGUGCUCGGCAACGUCGAGAGCGACGCUUUCGUCAUUACGACUCGCGGUGACGUAAUCAUCAAGAACAACGAGUUUCGGAAGGUUAAUGUCGGCGCCUUCCUGCGUAUUAAGGCCGAACCGCUGUCAACGUCUUCGUUGGCCGGUCGCAGCACGCUCAUCUUCAAAAACAAUACAAUUGGCAGCUUCGAGGCAGGUUCGAUAAUGUUUGACAGGCAGAGUUUCCGCGUUGAGCUCGACAGCCUCUACAUAGAUCGGCAGUGCGACUGCUCCCUCCUCCCGACUUGGAAGAACGACAUUGACAUUCUCAACUAUUCGGGCGCAUAUGCGAAAUAUCAUUUGGGAGCCGAAGUCGGUAGCAGGACUUCGCCGCUCGAGGAAUCGAUCCUCCGAAACUCGGGAACGUUGCUCUGCGUCAACGGGCAUGUCGACGGUGGCGCCACGUCGGCGAGCUUCGACGUCUUCGAGGAUCGUUACUGCGCCACGAGUCGGUCCAUUCUGCUUUUCGUCUUGAUCCUCGUUGGAGUUUUCCUGGCGCUAGUGGCAGCCGGUAUUCUGAUUGUCUGGUAUUGCAAGAGAUACCAUCGUAAUAACCAAAAGAGCUGGAUAAGCGUCCCGAAAAAUGCGCCAGACCUCAUCUCUAACAAUAAGAAGAACGGCGUUAUCGGUAAGGACGGUGCUACUGCUCGCGACAGAAGGAUAACCAUGGUGGUACCGGACGGCAGAAUGUAUAGAGAAACUGAGUUUCAUGUGAUCGUUGAAAAGGCCGAACCACUUACUACGGAACUCUAAGAAAACUAAAACUUUCCACGCCAUCCCUGAGAUUACAUUAAAUUCGCCUAUCACACUCGAUCGUAACUUCGCAGUUGCAUCUCUUCCUUUUCUGAAAUCAGUUUUCCGUCCAAGGACGAAACCCGAGGACAUGGCGGAUGCCGUACGAAACAAGUAGAUCAGCAAUUUCUGGCGAUAAGUGACGAAUAGACGAAUAUUCAAAGACCGAAGACUCUAGAACUGAAAUGCAUUCGAGCAAGUAGAUACAUGACGCGGUGGAAUCGUAAAUUCCGUAUUGCAAGGAAGUUAGAAGUUAGUGGAGGUUAGAGUCUGACGUUGACAGAUGGAAUGUCAGUAAUUUUUUUAAAUUUUUACCACGUGCCAUCCUGACUAUCGAAAUGUCAGAAAUUUAUUGUUUCAUUAAAGAUAUACCACUGAAAGAUAGCCACUCCCAAUUGAAAAGAUUCAAAUUGACCCAAGUAACGUUAAAUCCUGCAUAUUUAAAUCCUGCACCUUUUCGUUAUUCUAACACGCAGUUAGUACCAAUAUAAAUUUCAUAGGAGCGCGCGACGCACUCUCGAUCGACGAAACUGUUGGAGAAUCCUCAAGUAUUUCUUUGCUUAGCGUGAAAAAAUAACAAGACUGUUCGAGUGAGAUAGAUUUUACUUGCGCCAUGGAAAACGUGUAUAGACUCUGAAGAAUGAAGGUUGAACAUUUCACGAGAGAUUUGCUAGUGAUAAGACUAAAAGGCAAUAGCAGAACGAAGAGCUCUAACAUUCGCGUAUCACCUCUCUGAUAAUUCUAUUGAAACGAAUGCAUGAUCAACAUUUAUCGACUAUGCGCGUUGCAGCAGGAACAGCAAGUAGUCCGUAACCUACUGGCUAUUGCAUUAUGUCAUUAACGACAAGAGCAGACGAUCAUCUAUCCUCAGGAGCUCCUACAUUAGCUCCUACAUUAUACAACGAAUUUCACAUCGUCCCGAGAGGACCAGAGUUUCGCCGUGUCAGAAGAUACGGAGUAUUUGAACAAGAAUUAGGAAGUCAUAUCCCGAGACGAUAGAGUCCGAUAAUGGCGCUAGAGUAAGGACCGGCAGAGGAAAAGAUGACGCGUAAAAUUGUCAUGUCAUAAAUUAUUGUCAUAAUUAACGAUCUCCCUGAGUGUCAUUCUGAUGAUUCGAGUUCCACUGUCGGAACGACACAACAGACCGAUUGUCAGUGUACAUCGGUGUGCAUAAAAUGUGUAUAUCGAGUGUCUUAGAAUUGGUCUAUGUAAUUCGAUUGUUAAGUAAUGUCCCGUUAUUCAUUGUUUUAACAGCCUCGAAAUGAUCAGAGUGUCACGACGGAUUUUACAGCCCAUAAUAUAUGUAUGCUAUUUUCUGACGACGGUGCAGAUAUUAUUCACUAUUAUUAGGUAAGCUAGGUAAGCAUACUAAAAAGUUGAACAACAAAAAGUUAAUCGUCAAAUAUGUCACGAAGAAUGAAUAUUAAAGCGCGUCUUAUUGCAGAUUAACUAAUGUGCCGACCUUCGCGCCUCAUUCUCGUGAACAUCGCAGCUGAAGCAACGUACAAAAAUAAAUACGGGCGCAUAACAGUUAACUCCUGUAAAUAGCGUUUAGUGCCAAUUAUCAUGACUGUAAUAUAUGUAUAACGACAAUCGGGAAUAUGAUUUCUCUUGCACAGAGACACUACGUGAUAAAUGAUAAAUAAAGCGAUAAUGAUUAAUUAGU